AUGUCUAAGAGAGGUCGUGGUGCCGCCUCCGGCAACAAGCUCAAGAUGACCCUCGGUCUGCCUUGCGGUGCCGUGAUGAACUGCUGCGACAACUCCGGUGCCCGUAACCUGUACAUCAUCUCGGUCAAGGGAAUCGGUGCCCGCCUGAACCGUCUCCCCGCUGCCGGUGUCGGUGACAUGGUCAUGGCCACCGUCAAGAAGGGAAAGCCCGAGCUCCGUAAGAAGGUCAUGCCCGCCGUUGUCGUCCGUCAGAGCAAGCCCUGGAGAAGACCCGACGGUAUCUACCUGUACUUCGAGGACAACGCUGGUGUGAUCGUCAACGCCAAGGGUGAGAUGAAGGGAUCCGCCAUCACCGGCCCCGUCGGUAAGGAGGCUGCUGAGCUCUGGCCUCGUAUUGCUUCCAACUCUGGUGUCGUUAUGUAA
Aspergillus viridinutans is the source of this 423-nucleotide messenger RNA. Its product is annotated as 60S ribosomal protein uL14. Gene Ontology annotation, cellular component: ribosome; cytosolic large ribosomal subunit. The transcript is spliced from 5 exons. The record is from RefSeq and is a predicted model, not a curated record. Gene Ontology annotation, biological process: translation. Lineage: Eukaryota; Fungi; Ascomycota; Eurotiomycetes; Eurotiales; Aspergillaceae. Gene Ontology annotation, molecular function: large ribosomal subunit rRNA binding; structural constituent of ribosome. Bases 1 to 423 code for a protein of 140 amino acids.